AUGCUCUUCUUUUCUUUGACCUGGCUCUUUAUUCCAGCUUUCUUGCUCACUUUGAAACCGGUACUGGCCGUUCCCGGUCUAGUCACUGGUUUUACGACGCCCGCCAUUGCAGUAGAAGGCACACCGUUCACUGCCACGGUCUCAUAUCAGGGGAGUCCUGUUGCGGCCCACACCUUUGCAAUUGCAUGGGUUAUUACCGACCAGAUUAUCGCCCAUGGCAAAGUAGUCGGUGAUCUUAUUGCUUAUAGCGAUCUACAUGCUCUUGACAACUACCAACCCAAACAAGGUUUUGAACUCACCAUCGAGCGUAAUGUUCCCGCCGGUAAAACAGUCCUCGUUGCCGCCGUAUUUUCUCAAGUUCUGAAUGGUCCAAUCCUAGUCGAGGAAUUCUACCAAAACUUGACUGUUGUCAGGACAGGACCAAUUAAGCCCUCGAGUGCUUAA
Messenger RNA from Tremella mesenterica DSM 1558, 444 nucleotides. RefSeq lists its product as uncharacterized. NCBI's taxonomy places the organism in Eukaryota, Fungi, Basidiomycota, Tremellomycetes, Tremellales, Tremellaceae. The coding region runs from base 1 to 444 and encodes 147 amino acids. The record is from RefSeq and is a predicted model, not a curated record. The transcript has 4 exons.